AUGAGAAGCUCUUCCUACAGCCAGAAGACCGUGUCCACGAGCCGAUCCGGCAAGGGAGGUCUGAGGGUCCAGAGCCCCUCUCCACCCCGCUCUCGCUCCACUGAGUCCCGGCUUUAUUACAGCACCCGGGGCAAGGGUGGGAGCUGUUCGACUGGACCGGUGGAGACCGACGAGAGGGAAGAGCUGCAGCAGCUUAAUGGCCGCUUUGAGGGUUACAUUGACAAGGUGAGGAGCCUAGAGCAGCGCAAUGCCCAGCUGCGGCAGGAGGUGGCGGCACUGAGGGACUGCCUCAGGGACCCGAAGGGGCUGGGCGAGGAGUACCAGCGGCAGCUCAAGGAGCUGAGGGAGCUGAUUGGGAGACUGGCCCACGAGAGAGGGGUGGCUGAGAUCGAGGCGGGCAACGCUGAGAAACAGAUCAACCGCUGCAGGCUGAAAUGUCAGGAGGAGUUGGAUCUCAAGGCUGAAGCCCAGAGGAUCCUGCGAGAAUUCCGGAAGGACGUGGAUGAUGCCUCUCUGCGGAAAGCGGCGCUGGAGAGGAACAUCGAGGAGGUAGUGGGCGAGAUGGGCCUCCUGAAACAGCUUCACGAGGAAGAGGUGAACGAACUGACCCAGCAGAUCAAGGAGUCCAAGGUCUCGGUGGAACUCGAGUCUGCUCGUCCGGAUCUGGGAGCUGCCCUAAGGUCGGUCCGGGCGGAGAUGGAAGAGGUUUCUGCCGGGAAGCUCAGGGACACCCAGGCCUGGUACAAGAGCAAGCUCGACAGCCUCCGGAAGCAGGCCAGCAGGUAUGACAGCCAGGUCCAGAGCAGCAAGGAGGAGAUCAGCAUCCUGCAGCAGGAACAGGUGGAGCUGGAGAGGGAGAUCUGCUCCCUCAGAAGCACCAACCAGUGCCUGGAGGACCAGCUGGAAGACAUGGAGAACAGUCACCUGGAGAAAGCAGCCGACCUCCAGCGCGCCAUCUCCCAACUGGAAUUCCAACUACGUGAAACCCAGUCCGUGAUGACACGAUACCUGCAGGAAUACCAGGACCUGCUCAACAUUAAGGUGAAGCUGGAUGUCGAAAUUGCAAAGUACAGGAAGCUAUUGGAAGCAGAGGAGGACAGGUUGGGGCUGUCUCACAACGUCUGAAGGUUCUUAGUCUGUCAUGAGAGAGAAAACAGAAUCCAUCACUUGAAAUAUAGAGGACCACAUGGCUUACAAAGUGAUCAUCUAAGGCAAGACAGAGGACUCACGAGGCACACCGAAUUAUUAUUGGAGUCCACCCAGUGUUAAUACCUUAGUUUCAGUUUUUAAAUGUUAUAUGUCAACAAAUGAUGAGCUUUUUCUGUAAUAGCGCUUAAUUGUGUAAAGUAGACACACGUUGUAUUGCCUUGAAAUGUGAAUCUGGGACAUCUUGAUGUAAAAUGAACAUGACAGCAACUAGCAGGUAAACCAGUAGCCGCAUCAAUAAAGCAAAAUUACACA
Pristis pectinata (smalltooth sawfish) is the source of this 1461-nucleotide messenger RNA. Its product is annotated as vimentin-like. Gene Ontology annotation, cellular component: intermediate filament; axon; cytoplasm. NCBI's taxonomy places the organism in Eukaryota, Metazoa, Chordata, Chondrichthyes, Rhinopristiformes, Pristidae. The transcript has 3 exons. Gene Ontology annotation, biological process: intermediate filament organization. The coding region runs from base 1 to 1125 and encodes 374 amino acids. Gene Ontology annotation, molecular function: structural constituent of cytoskeleton. The record is from RefSeq and is a predicted model, not a curated record.